AUGGCACCAAAACUCUGGCAAUGGCUACUUACUCUGUCUGCUGAUGUCACUGUUGUUGCAGAGGAAAGAACUACCUGCUCUGGGUGUGUGACAGUCAUGGCGACAGAAGACCCCAACCAGACUGUGGUAAGCCACUUCUUCCUGGAGGGCCUGAUGUACACAGCUGAACACCCUAGCUUCUUCUUCCUCCUUUUCCUCCUCAUCUACAGCGUCACCUUGACUGGGAAUCUUCUCAUUCUCAUAACUGUAGCCUCUGACCCUCACCUCUCCUCCCCUAUGUACCACUUCCUGGGGCAUCUCUCCUUCUUGGACGCAUGUUUGUCUACAGUGACAGUGCCCAAGGUCAUGGCCGGCCUCCUGUCGCUGGAUGGAAGGAUGAUCUCCCUCCAGGGCUGUGCGGUGCAGCUUUACUGCUUCCACUUCCUAGCCAGUACUGAGUGCUUCCUGUACACGGUCAUGGCCUAUGACCGCUACCUAGCUAUCUGCCAACCCCUGCACUACCCAGUUGCCAUGGACAGGCGGACGUGUGCAGGGCUGGCUGGAAUCACUUGGGCCCUGGGUGCUGUGCACUCUGCCACCCAUACCUCCCUCACCUUCCGGUUGCUCUACUGUGGCCCUAAUCGCAUUGCUUACUUCUUCUGUGACAUCCCGCCUGUACUGAAGCUGGCCUGUGCGGACACAGCCGUCAAUGAGCUUGCCAUGCUUGCCAGCAUCGGUGUCGUGGCAGCAGCUUGCCUGAUUCUCAUCAUCUUUUCCUAUGGCUUCAUCGCCGUGGCGGUGCUGCGGAUUCGCAGCGCUGAGGGCCGACAGCGUGCCUUCUCCACCUGCACUUCCCACCUCACGGUGGUGUGUCUGUACUACCUACCGCCCGUCUGCAUCUACCUGCAGCCUCGCUCCAGCGGGGCAGGAGCCGGUGCCCCCGCGGUCUUCUACACAAUAGUCACACCCGCGCUCAACCCUUUCAUUUACACUCUGCGGAACAAGGCCAUGAAGCAGGCUCUGCGGAGACUUCUGGGCCAAGGCUCUGCAGCGGGCAGCCCACCCCCGCAGCCUGUGCUGGGACUCUCCUGA
Molecule: messenger RNA, 1071 nt
Organism: Artibeus jamaicensis (Jamaican fruit-eating bat)
Lineage: Eukaryota; Metazoa; Chordata; Mammalia; Chiroptera; Phyllostomidae
Product: olfactory receptor 10S1
Exons: 2
Coding region: 1-1071 (356 amino acids)
Biological process (GO): G protein-coupled receptor signaling pathway
Cellular component (GO): membrane
Molecular function (GO): olfactory receptor activity; G protein-coupled receptor activity
Source: RefSeq, a predicted model, not a curated record